Mesoplodon densirostris (Blainville's beaked whale) is the source of this 928-nucleotide messenger RNA. It is a transcript of the gene PBDC1, whose product is annotated as polysaccharide biosynthesis domain containing 1. Bases 102 to 836 code for a protein of 244 amino acids. The transcript is spliced from 5 exons. The record is from RefSeq and is a predicted model, not a curated record. Gene Ontology annotation, cellular component: cytoplasm. Lineage: Eukaryota; Metazoa; Chordata; Mammalia; Artiodactyla; Ziphiidae.
CACUCUUGCCGGUCGUCCCUUUUCGAUGAACUGGGAACUGCGGAAGGAGCGCGCAAAACGUCAUUUCCGGGGAACCGGAGCGACGCCUUGUGGGCUGCAACAUGGAGGCGACCAGUGGAAAUGAUGAGGUGGUUUCCGGGGAACUGUCGUCUCUGGCGCACGAUGUUUCUCUCCCAGCCGAGUCGUACGGCAACGAUCCUGAUAUUGAGAUGGCUUGGGCCAUGAGAGCAAUGCAGCAUGCUGAAGUCUACUACAAACUGAUUUCAUCAGUUGACCCACAGUUCCUGAAACUCACCAAAGUGGAUGACCAAAUCUAUUCUGAGUUUCGGGAAAAUUUUAAGAAGCUCAGGAUAGAUGUAUUGGACCCAGAAGAGCUCAAAUCAGAAGCAGCUAAAGAGCACCCAGGAUACAAUUUUUUGCCAUUGAAAUUGCUCGGAACCGGGAAGGUUAUAACAAAGCAGUUUACACUAGUGUUCAGGACAAAGAAGAAGAGAAAGGAGCCAACAAUAGAGGAGACAGAGGAGCCAACAGUGGAGGAGAAGAGAAAGGAGCCAACAGAGAAGGAGAAAAGGAGAAAAUCAACAAAGGAGGAGAAAAAGAGAAAGAAGCCUACAAAGAAAUCAACAAAAGUGGUGAAACAGCUAUGUAAGGUAGACAGGGAACAGCACUCUAGAAGCUGUGAUUCAUCUGAGCCUACAAGUACCAUGAUGCUACUUGCACAGGCCCCUAUGGUCAAAUGUAUCUCCUUGUUCACUGGAAGGACAUGCAGAAGGACAUCUUUCUGGCCUAAUCAUCAGGAGCUGCAGUGGUUGUUCUCUUGUAUGAACUGGCUUUAACACUGUUAGUGGGGUCUUAGUUGAUGGUUUCUUGCUUCUCACCACCAGUCAAGUAAGAAAUUUUGUAAAUAAAUUUCUUUUGGUUCUUCUGA